GAAUUUUGUACCGAAAAUGGUGCCAACUGUUUGCGUAGAAGAGUUCCCGAUGGCGCCAGCCACCGUUACCUCGCGCACUCGUCGCCGCCGUCGACGACGUUCUCAAAAUGGCACGAAAUGGCGGAGAUACACGUCGGAGGAUAUGCUGCGAACCGGGACGAUCGUCGAGACGCUCUUAUCGCCCAGCGAAAAUUGUCCGCGAAGGGUGCGGAGACUCGGUUACGCGGACACGGCUCCCGUCUGUCCCGAUUAUCCCGUCGCGUACGGAAGCGGGGAGCACCCGAUGAACGCGGAGGAUCACAGAAGACUCGUCGCGGAAAGAAGAAAAGAUCUCUUGAACAUUGUCGUGCGCACGAUAAUUCUCGUGCACCGCAACCGUAUCCUUCAAAAGCGUCUGGACGCGUUGUGGCUGGAAACGCGAAGGAUCCUCCAUUCCGGGACAAAUAAUCCGGAAAAUCAGCAGCAAGUAUCGUCACAUUCAGAAGACUCGUCCACCACGGAGAAAGUCUCGGCAUUAUCGCCCGUACAUGACGCCGAUCCGACGAGAGACUCGUUUUGCGGAAUCGCUUCCACUCGCGAUAAUCGCGAAGCGCACCAAUGACGAGUCGAGCUUGUCUGAUAAAUCCAAAGGUUCCAGCGGGGAGAGUUUUUUUUUCCUUUUUUCUUUUUUUUUUCAAUACCCGGAGAGAUUGAUACGUACUCUACUGGUGCGUAAAUAGGCAGUGAGUCAGUCAGGCGUCCACACCUAUUCUGCGUAUGUAGACAUGUUUAUCUUUAGAUAAAUAAUUUAUAUUUUAUUUAAUGUACAUGUUAUCGAAUACUUCUCCUCGAAAGAAACAUUUCGACAUAGACUCCUCUUUUGUGUUUUGCGUAUAAUAUAUUACAAAGAAAUGUAAUAUAUUAUACGGGAAUUUACAUUUGUUAGUUAUAUAUUACAACUAACAAAUGUAAAUUCCCAAAAAAUUACUUCUUCAGGGUCCCAUUGCUUAGAACUCAAGUAUUAUUAAUUUUCGCGUACAAGAUACUUCAGACUUAACGGAAGAUGAAUUGGCAACGUUAUUUUUUUGAGAAAUUAAAAUUUUUUUGCUGGAGAAAUUAGCAUUAAUCGUUUCCCGAACUGUAAAUUGACCGCCUUUACGGCCAUUAAACUUUAGAGGCUAUUAAAUGGUGGGAUCGACCUCGCAAAUCAAUGAAUACUAAUCAAUGAAUAAUCAUGUUUGUCGCAUUAUUGAGGCAAACAUUCGAAACGGCGUUUUAAUUUGAAUAUUUAUGGAGAGAUGUCGAAUAUCGAAACACGAGGGAGAACGAUAUUCCUCAAUAUUGAGAAUAUGUUCCUUAAUAUCGAUAAAAGAAAUGUGACUUCCUAUUGCUUCCAAUCUAACGGAGAAAGCAACGCUAUAUGUACAGUUUUUGUCUAUUCUGGUACGCUAUCUCCGCCUUCGUAUUCACGUUGAAAUAUCUGGAGUAUCGCGAUAGAUUUCACUGAACAAAUAGAUUGCUUCGUCAACAAAGUUCGAUCCGAAACUUUAGAUUAAAAAAAUUUAACACCGCACCGAAAUGUCAGUUCAAAUAUUUCGGUGAGAGAGAGAGAGACGAGCGAUCUCACGCUGUGCGCAACAAUUAAGAUAUAUAUUUUCAACUAUAUAAAAUAAGAAAGAUGUUACAUAAUUAUUUGGAGAUAUCGUUCAUUUGCAACAACAAUGAUAUAAUUAAAAAAAAAUGGUCAUUUCUAAGUUGUAUGCAAAAAAAAAUUUGAUGAAAAUUCAAUACACUGAGUGAAGAGCUAAUGACAUUUUUAUUCCCUUACAAUUAGCAGAUCAAAUUUUGAACGAUUCGAAACACUCGAGCUGGAGAAAUUUAUUUUUGAAAUAAUUAUGUCGUUGCGGCAAAUGAGUGGUAUAACGAAAAGCUAUUCUUGGAAAGUAAUAUAUACAGGAUGACAGAAUUCACGCAACUUCUUCCUAGAGGCUAACAAUAAAACUUUCGUUGCUUGCGAUAUGGAAACGAAUGAGAUUGUUCGUCUUGGACGAUUUUGCAAAAUCAGCCAAGUGCCAGCGAUUGCAAGAGAUGGAAUGUACUCGUUAAGUGUCAAGUUUGGACACUGCGAGUAAUCUUUGAGUAAACGUCAGAUAUUUAGUAAACGUUUAGAUGGCACGAGCAUUUAAAAUGUUAGCAUAACCGCUUCGAGUAGUGUGAGAUACCGAAGAAAGAACGCUAUAAUUAAUCUAGUUUAUUAAAACUGUGACAGUUAAGUGCUAUCCUUACACGACCCUUCAUUGAUAAUCAAUCGAUCAUCGAAAGAUAGAAUGUUACAGAGUCCGCUAAUUGAUUAUGAAAAUCGAACGAAUAAUGUUACAACGUGAUGAUACACACGGGAGCGUCGAUUUAUAAAUUAAACAUCAAAAAACUGUUUUAAAUAAUAAAAAUACUUCGUAUACUAAUUAUGCUUUAUAUGCUAAUUAAUUUCCGCACUCAUCAUAAUAGAACAAAAAAAAUUGUAUAUAUAUAUUUUAUUUUCGGACCGCCCCGUUUGUAAAAAAAAAAAAAAAAAAAAAAAAAAAAAAGAUAGAAGACUACCCAUAGAAAACGUUCAAUCGUUUUAAAACGUAAUUGUGAUUUUAACAGUGUGAAUAUUGUUGAUUACGAUAAAGUUUUACUAAUUUAUUCGCGAUAAAAUAAAAUUUAUUAAAAAAUAAAGAUAAGGAACUAUACAAGUUAAAAUUUCUAUCGUAUUCCAAGAACUGAAUUCGCUUUCAUCAGAUAAUGUGAUCUAGAAAACGAUAAGACUUUUGGCAAAUCGUAUUAGUCUCUAUCAGUUUUCUAUCAGUUCUUUUUAACAAGGAUCUGAUAUUUAUUAGAUACUUCUUGUUAUUAAAAUUAUUCUACAGAUUAUAUAUAUACACUUCUAAAGAUUAUAUAUAUAUACACACACACACACGUUUCUAUGAUGAAAAUACGAUAUGUAAUUAAAGAAUGUGCUGAAUCAGCUGAAUGAAAACUUCAUUCGUGACCGUCGAUUUGUGAAUUAAAAAAGAUUACAAAACCUUCAGCUCUUUUUCAACAGCACUUCCAAUCAUUAAUAAUGCUGGAUGAAACAGUUGGCGAAAUGGAUUUUAAUUAUAGCCAGCCUAUUUAUUUAAUAAAUCGAUAUUCUCGAUAUUCUCAUUAAUAUUCUCGGUUAAUAUUUCGAAAUCAAAAGCGGUAAUGAUCUACAAUUCCCAUACAAUUCAACGUUUGCAAAUCCUUGUAACAUUAUUCGUACAUCACAGUUGUUGUAGCUUCGUGUGUACGAUUUGUAGUCAUAAUACUACUAGAGAAUCAGAAUCAGUUGAAAGAUUCUCUUGAUUUUUUUUUUUCUUGAACAUCAGUAACAUUCUAUCUAACAAUUUAGGAUGCGGUCCACGUGCGGUCCACGCUAUGCAAAUGCUUUGAAACAUUCAAUUGACCUAUUAAUGUAAAAAAAUUUUACUAAUUGGCCUGUAGCCUGUAACGUGGACUGUAGCCUUCAACAUUAAUCGAGCGUAUUCCGUUACUGCUAUAUGGCUGUGAAGUCUGUAUUUGCACCCGCAUAAUCUCUUUUGCAAUAUUUUACCUAACAUGUGUAGCUAUCUCGUCGAACGAGACGUUCUGCGGCUAUAUUAGCAGGGUUGGGAAUAUUGCUUCAAAAGAGUAACGUGUUACCACCACCAUUUCUCAGGAAAGUAACGAUUUUCAAUCACGUGCAAAUUUUAACGAUAAUUUUUAUUGUUCGUAAAACAUUUAAUUUUUAAAUAUUAAUGUCGUUAUUAAAAACGCAUUCUAGUAUUCACUGCCAGUAUUGAAUCUGUAGUUCGCAUUAUGCAAAUGUACAUAUACUACAGAUUUUCAGUAUUGACUGUAAUGACAAUGACUAUCGGAAUGCAGUUUAAAAUGCAAAAUAUUUUUCAAUAUUUGCAAUAUAAAAUAUAAAAAAAUAAAAUUUACAAUUGCAUGUAACCGUCUAGUAUUUGGUAUACCAAUGGUAUUUGCGCACUGAAGUAAUGUGCGAACCUAUUGAAUAGGCACAAAGAUAACAGAGAACUACAUAUUACUGUAGAAAUGUAAUGACACUACUGUUAUAGACAGAAAAAAUAACGAUUGUUAGAAAAAAAAGAUAAAUGGUAAUGGUAUCACAAAUAACGCGUUACUUCCCAACCCUGUAUACUCGUAUUAGGAUACGUAAUUUUACGCGAUAAAAUGUUAUUUGAAUAUGCCAUGCGGUUUAUAUACGUGACAGUCCAUAGAUAAUCACAUAUGCAUUAACUCGCCCAGAAAUAUGAUGAAUUUUACGGAAAAGAAAAAUCAAGGGGAUCGAUAUGAACAGAAAUUAACACCAGAUCAUAAUGUAAUAUGCUAAAGUCUAAUCGUAUGAAUUUCCGAUGCUUAUAUAAAUACAAUUCGUUACUUUUAAGUGUGACUACUUUUAAUGUUUCGUGAAAAAGUGUAAGCUAGGAUCAUAUGAUUGCAUGCAGCGGUUGUAUUUAUGAGUAUGCUUAAUAGAAGAAGCUAGGCCAACAACUUUUAUGCGAUACCCUUCUAUUAAUUUGGUGUACGACGUUUAGUUUAUUAACGUAUAAAGUAUGCAAGAAUUAUUGUAAACUUUUAAUUUGAUUUGAGUUUCAUGAUCGUUUUGCAUGUCUAACUAUUAGAAAAAAAACGUUGAUGUAAGUAUAAUAAUGUAUCUAAAAGAGAGAUUUGAUAUCUUUCACAAAUAUAACAAAUCCUUAUUUAUUUUACGAUUGCAGUGUAUUUUGAGAUAUCUAUAUAUAACUAACAAAUUGAAAGCAAUGCUAAUACCGCAUUUAAUCUACUUUAGUACUGUGUGAUAAAAUCAUAGUUACAUAUAUACAUUUCAGGGAUAAUUAAUAAAUUUCAUACUGAAAAGCAUGUGAUAAAUAUAUCCUUUUAGCAUUAUUCAAUCAAACUGUAUGCGAAUAGAGAGAAUUUGUGCCUAAGGUGCAUGUACGCGCUACUUUCCAAUCACUGGAGCAAUACAAAUCUAUAAUAGGCGACGAUUAGAUAAUAUUUAGAUUCAAUGUAGUGAUUAGACCUAAUGUUCAUCGUAAUAUUUACUGUAUGUAUUUACAUAAGAAUAUUUUACUGUCGACAUGAUACAAAAUAUUUUAUGAAUCCGCUCUUACAUACGAUGGACGUGCGUUUACGUAUGUGUGUAUGCCUACGUGCGUGCGUGCAUGCGUGAGAAUAAAUCUAUUAUAAAAACAUUUACAAAUGUCUUGUCAUAUCACUGUGCUUAAUUAUUUCUAAUAUCGUGAAUGGAAAGAACGGAAUCAAAUAUUAUAAUAAGGAAUUAGUAUUUAACAGAGCAAUAUUCACAAUUAUAUCGUAUUUCAAUAUAUUUUGUAUAGCUUGUGACUUAAAAAUAAUUGUGAGAAUAUAUACGUGGUACAUAUUGUAUUCCCCAAGACUCUUUAAAGGAAGAACAGUCUUUAUUAAAAAUUUUGAACUUGGUUAACUGAUAUAUUACAUUUUUAUAUUAUAAGAACAAAGUAAUGUUAUACAUAUAAUAAUUUAUAUCUUUCAUUUCUUCACCACUUAAUUUUAUUUUAAUGCUACCCGUAUUUGUAAUCUCAUAACAUUAUAUCCUUUUAAAUAUGUAGUAAAAAAAUAAAAAUAAUUUUACAAUUA
This is a messenger RNA of Solenopsis invicta (red fire ant), 5664 nucleotides long. RefSeq lists its product as uncharacterized. The record is from RefSeq and is a predicted model, not a curated record. Bases 17 to 601 code for a protein of 194 amino acids. NCBI's taxonomy places the organism in Eukaryota, Metazoa, Arthropoda, Insecta, Hymenoptera, Formicidae. The transcript has 2 exons.